AUGUCUACAGUUCCUGCCGCAGUUGAUACCGUCGAUUCGAGUGUGAUUCGUGGUGAUGUCGCUGCUUCCAUCGUACCCAAGGGAAGCGCAACGAGCACUGAGGAGGAUGCAACCUACAAAAAGAUAUUUAACGCUGGUGAAGGUGUCGAAAAUAGCAACGACUUCUUCAACAGCACGCUAAUUUGCAAAAGAUCCACUGAGGGUCGUCCUAAAAGGGCGAACGUAAGUGGCAAGUUUUCAUCGUCGUGCUCCUCCCUGAUUGGGGUCGGUGUCAGUGACGAUGAUUACAAGGGUGGCCUGUUGUCCUCGCUGGAUGAAUCAGGCUCGGGUCCAUCGUCCAUCACCAACCGUCCAAGUGACUCGAGCCGCGGCUUCCAGAACACGUUCACCGUGCUCGAGCGGCACCUGCAGAGCAAGCAUUUCCAAUUGCGCCAGCUGCGGCGAUUCCUACAGUACAACGAGUCGAGCAAGACGCCAGUAUUUUGCAAUACGCCGCCAUCCUUACACGAUAGUUCAAACUACUUAAGAAGUAUUAGCGAGGAAAGUGGUACCUCCAGCACCGAUGCUAGUGCCUUCGAUUGUGACGAUGCGACACCGCAGGCGACGAGCUCUCCAAGGAGGUCUUCUGGUUCCCGCAUGGCAUCCAUGUUUUGUCGCAACACAAAUGAGGACGAAGAGCAAGACCGACCGAGUUUUCUGGAGCUGGAACUGGAAGCCUCGGAUCGAUUACGAAGACUCCGGGAACGGUUAGGCGGCAGUGUGCCGGACCUUCUCGGAUCAGGAGAUGCUGUAGAAUCGCCGCUCACUAAAGCGCUUUACGGAAUCAGCUUGGAGUCACUGCUGAAAAACAACACCGAUCGUGUGCAUCCUGAUCCUUCGGUUUUUAUCGAUGAAGAAGACGACAAACGCAGCCAGUCGGGAGAGUAUCCGGACUAUCCGUAUUAUGUAGCGAGGGGAUCGAACGGGUUACCCUACUUAAAAGUGGUACGCAGCACCUCCGGCGCGAAGGCGAACGAUAAAGUCCUAUGUGGUAAUCGAGUAAGCCAAAUGACCCGCGCGUACGAUGAUAUCGAUGCUGUAACGCGCCUGCUGGAAGAGAAGGAAAAGGACCUCGAGCUAACGGUCCAGAUCGGUAAGGAGCUUUUGGCACAAAAUACGCAACUUGAGAACCGGGUCACCGAGCUGGAACAGGAGCUAAAAACUACGAACGAAAACCGGGCGCAGCUCUCACACGAGCUGCAUCAAAAGAUCGAGCUGAUCGGAAUACUAACCAACGAUGCCGACGACAGUAGUGAGAAUGUCACGCCGACGGCAUCGAAAUCGAUCAACCUGGAGCUGCUGCAGCGCAAGGUCAAGCAGUUGGAGGACGAAAACAAAUCCCUGCGUACCGAGACAGCCCAGCUGGUGAAGGAAACGGACGAGUGCGAGGAGCAGGAACGCAAGCUGAUGGCGGAGUUUGCUAGCCAGCUUACGAAUGCCAAUUCCGAGUACGAUGGAUUGAAUUUAGAGCUGGAACGACUGAAGGAGGAGAACCGUUUGCAACAUGAGCAGAUCAUCAGCCUGACAGGUCGCCUCGCUGAGGCCGAAAUACGGUUGCACCAGCUAACAUCCGAGAACGAGGAGGCAUCCUCGCUGCUGAGCAUCACCAAAGAAAACCAGAACCUACUAGCAGGCGAGCUGGCAGAGUUUAAGCUGCGCUACCAGGAGGUGCUAAAUUUGCUACAGGAAACACAAGAGCAAUUACGCCGCCAGCGGAAACGCUCGCAGCCACUCGCGCGCAGUUCCCUCAUUCCCGGCAACCCAGGAUUGGCGGCAGCACCCGAUUCGCUGCAGUCGGAGCUGAUGGAAACGUCGCUGUAUUCGGAACAUAGUCUCGAUUCGGGUAUCGAUUCCGUGCGCGGAGGACUUGGCGGAGGAUCAUUGCUGGGCGGGAUGCUGUCUUCAACUGGCGUACAGCAACAGGUGCCCGGCUACCGGAAAGUCUUCGAGACAGUUCGCUCGGCUAGCCGUGCAAACCCGAACGGCUUUAGUGACAGCUUCUCGCAGCUAGGAUCAAUGACGAUGAGCUCUUCCUCGCAACCGCGCAUGGCCCCUUUCGUGUAUCCGGGGAUUGGUGGCGGUAUUGGCAUAAAUGCAAACGCUGGCAUCACGACAAUGACCCAUUCGUACAAGAGUGGAUCGUCUGUGUACAGCACAAUGUACGAUAGCUCGCUCGGUGGUCGAUCGUACUCGCGUGAAAGCCUCACCACCGAAUCCGAAGAUGGCUACCCUGGGCCAGCACAGACUGGUAUCCCGGGUGCCCCAGGUGCUAAGGAUCUAGAGGCGGCCCUCAAACGCCUCACACCGGCGGAAGUGCUUGCAAGGCGCGCUAUGUUGCAGCAUGCGCCUCUAGGAACGUACAGUUACGACGAGCAACCAUCGGGAAUGCCGCUCGGAUGCCGUACACCGGACAGUAUUAUGUCGACCGGUUCAUCGGGACUGUCCGGACUUUCGUCUUCUGCCACCGGCGGUAGCAGCAGUGCCAACCAGUGGCGUCUUCCUGAGAAGCUGCAGAUCGUCAAACCAAUCGAGGGCUCCCAAACCCUGCAUCACUGGUCGCGGCUGGCCACACCGACCCUGAGUGGGUUGCUUGAGGAGCGGCCUGGCGUCACGAUACGAGGUGGUCGCGGUCUGGAUGAACUGGGCCUGCAAACGUACUCGCUAUCCGAUGUCGAGGAGGACGAAGAUACCGAAGAUCACCCAGGCAAGCGUUUCCAGUCGUUUGGCUGCACAUACACGUACACCAACAGCACAGUGCUGCAUCCGGACGAUGGAACGACAGCUGUAACGUUUAGCCUGCCUCCGUCGCAAAUGUCCUCGCAGAUGGCUUCGGAGUGCCCAUCGCGACAACCAACAGCUCCAUCGACACCCCGUUCGAGCCUAUCGCGUCGUAAUUCCUGCUCUACGUUCAGCGUCAAUAUGGGCCUUGCGUCGAUGCUGAACGAGCGUGGCAUUAAAGCCGUAACCCCCAGUGCACUUAAUACGCCCGCCGGGCCUAACUUCUCGCCCACGGUCACACCCUGCAAUAGCCCAGACGGAUCGCCGACUCGUUCUAUGUCUCCAGAGCCACCGCUUCUAUCCGGUCUACUAGCAUCGGGUGCCGACAUCUUGCGCAAGCGUUUCGCGGCUUCGACUAGCGGCACCAAUAAUAGCGCCUCGACCAGCCAAGGUCCCGAUCAAGCCGAUCGUCCCUCGAGAAUGAUAUCCCGCAACAAGGUCGCCCUCACGCGCCUAGAAAAGAAAGCCCUGCGUUCCAUUAAGAUCAUGGAGAAGGUGGAAAGUAUUGGCUUGGAGAAUAUUAUGCUGCCUCCACAGCACCCACCAGGAAUCAGCCCGCUCGCCCUGCACGGUACCUCGGCACUCUACACGGCUGCUGCGACCAAUCGAGGCCGUAGUCCUAUGGCACAACUAACCAGCUUAAAGCACCUGCAGGACCAGCGGCGCAGGCACCAGCAAGACGAAUUAGUGAUUGAUAAAGAGACCAUCAAGGCCGUACUGAGCAAGGGUCUGUCGCACGAUACUCUAAAGAGUAUGGCAUCAUCGUCGGAUGGCAGCAGUGGCAUCAGCACCGCCAUGUCCUCGGAUACGGAUAAUUCAUCUGUCGCGAGUUUCGAAUCAGAACCGCGUGUAACGGAAUCGUCCGCCAACUCGUCAACUCCAACGGCGUCUCCUUUAACAUCCGCACGGUUGAAGCAAAUGCAGCGACAAAAAUCUCGCCGCAAUUUGCUUAACGGUGCGAACGGAGGCUCGCAGCGUCCCGAUCUAGGUACGGUCAACGGUUCAAGUCGACCCAGCGUUCGACCAGAUCUCGGCACAGUUGCAAGCAAAUCCUCCAAGAUGAAUGGCGCUGGUAGCGCCAGCAGCGGCAAGGAUCAACGAAAGAAUCAACAAGGGACACCAUCGACGCCGGCAACACAAUCUACGCCGAAGGAAGAAAGCCGUUCGCUUGGCCAGAGCGUGUAUGGUACGAUAAGCUCACUGCUAUUUGGUCGCAAGGGUGGUUUGCUGUAA
Anopheles nili is the source of this 4050-nucleotide messenger RNA. It is a transcript of the gene milt, whose product is annotated as trafficking kinesin-binding protein milt. The record is from RefSeq and is a predicted model, not a curated record. The transcript has 5 exons. The coding region runs from base 1 to 4050 and encodes 1349 amino acids. NCBI's taxonomy places the organism in Eukaryota, Metazoa, Arthropoda, Insecta, Diptera, Culicidae.